Molecule: messenger RNA, 2608 nt
Organism: Hordeum vulgare subsp. vulgare (domesticated barley)
Lineage: Eukaryota; Viridiplantae; Streptophyta; Magnoliopsida; Poales; Poaceae
Exons: 5
Coding region: 401-2230 (609 amino acids)
Cellular component (GO): cytoplasm
Molecular function (GO): protein kinase binding
Source: RefSeq, a predicted model, not a curated record
GCCCCCCGGCCGCUCCCCCUCACUCUUCUCCCCCUCCCGUUGGGUUCCCCCCCACCUCCAUCGAUCCCCGGCCGGGACUGACAACGAGAUCGCCGCCGGUUCUCGCUUCCCCGACUCAUCCUUGCCGGUCCCGGCUCGGUUGCUGCCAGCAGCGCGCACGCAGCUCCGGCGCUCACUCUGGACUUCUCCCCGGCGAGGGUGGAUGCGGGCGCCGCCGUUCGUGCCCCGGCCUUCCUCCUCCUCAAGGGCUCCCCGAUAGACAACGGCUGAUUGGGCGACCGCGACGCCGGCCUUGCUUCUCCUAGGGAAGCGCCUCUCUCUGUUUCUUGCUGCUGCAAAUCCUUCAUCGCAUCGGGAACAAGUGAUUGAAGAAGAAUCGAGGCGUGGGUGUUGAUCCGGGAUGGCCAAGAUCAGCUGCUUCGGUGCUCUGCUCGGUGGCAAGAGCAAGAAAUCCAAGGAUGUGAAGAAGGUUACGUACGCCAAAAGGGCCAACGGCAACGACUGGCAGAAGGUGAAGCCGGUGGAGUCCAUGGACGGGACGGUCGCCGCCUCCGUCGACAGCGCCCCUGCCCCAACAUGCCGCGACACAAAGGUUGUCGCCGCGGCGGCCGCCGAGUCGCCAUGCCAAGGCUGUGGCGACGACAAGGCCACCUCGCCAACGAGGGACGGCGCGGCCACGGACUCGUCCGGCUACAACAGCGACAAAGGUGAUACCGGCGCCGUAGUGCAGGACGUGGUGAGCGAGCUGCCGGGGACUCCAACGAGGCUGGAGCGCUCCUGCUCCAACAUCGAGACGGCGAGGCCUGGCUGGAAGGCGUCCGACCUGCUGCCGCCGCCGGCCAAGUCGCGCUCCCACGGUGACCUCGCGACCUUGCCCGCCGGCGCCGGUAGCUUGUUCGCCAGCCCCAACGGCGCACCGGGCUGCUCCAGCCCGGCGCCUUCCGUCAAGUCGACGUGCAGCGCGGACCGCGUGAUGCUGAAGCGGAGGUCGUCCAGCCAGGUGCUCCCGUCCCGGAGCCGGAAGCUGUGGUGGAGGCUCUUCAUGUGGAGCCACCGGAACCUGCACCGGCCGGGCGCGGCCACCACACCGAUCGCCAUGCCACGCGGGGGCACAGCCCACCAGAUGUUCCACUCCAACCACCGCCAGCAGCACGACGGGUACACGUCCGACACGCUCGGCAAUUGCAAGGACAAGGAGAUCGCCGCCGUGGAGGAAGAGCCGGCGUGCCCGAACCAGUGGGUGGCGUUCUCGGCGGAGGCCUCGUCGCCGCUGGACCGCGUCAGCGCGUGGGUGAGCAGCCUCGGGGACGGCUCCCUGAUCCACGCCGCGGAUGAGGAGGAUGAGGAGGACGAGGACGGCAUCACCGAGACCGAGAUCGGCGAGCCGUCGGGGACGAAGGGCCACGCGCAGGCGCAGGCGCAGACCCGGCAUAACCGGCGCAGCCGCGCGGCGGACGAGGCGGUCCAGCAGGCGAGCAGCAUCGUGCAGACGCUCAACGCCUUGUCCUCGGUGGCGCACAUCUCCGGCAUGGGGCUCAAGGCCGUGCCCCUGAUCUCGGCCUUCUCCAGCCUCCGCGCCGUGAACCUCUCCGGCAACUUCAUCGCCCACAUCCCGGCUGGGUCGUUGCCCAAGGGGCUGCACACGCUGGACCUGUCCCGGAACAGCAUCGCCACCAUCGAGGGCCUGCGGGAGCUGACGCGGCUGCGCGUGCUCAGCCUCAGCUACAACCGCAUCGCGCGCAUCGGGCACGGGCUGUCGAGCUGCACGGCGAUCAGGGAGCUGUACCUGGCCGGGAACAAGAUGAGCGACGUGGAGGGGCUGCACCGGCUGCUCAAGCUGGCGGUGCUGGACCUGAGCUUCAACAAGAUCACCACCACCAAGGGGCUGGGGCAGCUCGUGGCCAACUACAACUCGCUCCGGGCGCUCAACCUGCUGGGCAACCCGGUGCAGGCCAACGUGGGCGACGACGCGCUCCGCAAGGCCGUCUCGGGCCUCCUGCCGCUGCUCGAGUACCUGAGCAAGCAGGCCCUCAAGCCGCAGCGCGCGCGCGAGGCCGUCAAGGACAGCGUCGCCAAGGCCGCCCUCGGGAACAACCGCUGGAGCUCCCGCCGGCGCCCGGGCUCGGCGGCGCGCCGGCUUGGGCAGAGCCCCGGGGCCAGGAGCUGGGACAGGGAUGGCAGCAGCAGGAGCAGGUCCCAGUCCCAGAGCAGGGUUCAGGCAAGGAGGUGAGACUCGACGGUCGACCAGGCUACAGAUUAGCCGUGUCCACGUUGAUCACCCUCUGCUGGACUUCACGGCGUUGAGACUUGAGACUGGAGAGUGAAGUUGCAUUGCAUGCGCUGGGAAUAACUGCAAACGUUGUGAGACCCGAAAGGUGCUUGGAAAACGAGUGUAGUAGUAGUUAUUUUUUUCGAAAAGGAGGCAUGGCCCCGGCCUCUCUGCAUCGAAAAGUAGUGUAGUAGUAGUGGUGGUAGUAUUUUAAGCCUUUCCUGAUGAGCCCGAAAUGAUUCAGGAAAGAAUAGCCGUGCAGAUGAUGUGUCAGGGUUCAUGUAAAUUGCGAGAUCGACUCAGUUUGAGAAAGGAAAAAUAUCGUCACUGGCUCCUCCA